Messenger RNA from Pelodiscus sinensis (Chinese soft-shelled turtle), 2718 nucleotides. The record is from RefSeq and is a predicted model, not a curated record. Lineage: Eukaryota; Metazoa; Chordata; Testudines; Trionychidae.
GUUUGGGAGGGGCGCUGCCUCCCGCGUGCCAGAAGGCGCUGGAGUAGCCUGGAGCCAUGCCGCCUCCUGUGGACAUUGUGAAAGUGGCUGUCGAAUGGCCAGGAGCCAAUGCCCAGCUGCUUGAACUAGACCAGAAAAGGCCCCUGGCGUCUGUGAUCAAGGAAGUCUGUGAUGGGUGGUCGUUGCCAAACCCUGAAUACUACACUCUGCGCUAUGCCGAUGGGCCCCAGCUGUACAUCACAGAACAGACUCGCUGUGAUAUUAAAAACGGGACCAUCCUGCAGCUGGCUGUCUCCCCGUCCAGGGCAGCUCGCCAGCUGAUGGAAAGGACCCAGUCACACAGUAUGGAGGCCCGCCUGGACGCCAUGAAGGAACUGGCCAAACUCUCCGCAGAUGUGACCUUUGCCACAGAGUUCAUCAACAUGGAGGGGAUCACGGUGCUGACGCGGCUGGUGGAGAGUGGCACCAAGCUUCUGUCCCAUUACAGUGAGAUGCUGGCGUUCACCCUGACUGCCUUCCUGGAGCUCAUGGACCAUGGCAUCGUCUCCUGGGACAUGGUCUCAGUGACCUUCAUCAAGCAGAUUGCAGGGUACGUGAGUCAGCCCAUGGUGGACGUGUCUAUUCUUCAGCGGUCUCUGGCCAUCCUGGAGAGCAUGGUGCUGAACAGCCAGACUCUGUACCAGAAGAUAGCGGACGAGAUCACUGUGGGGCAGCUCAUCUCUCACCUCCAGGUCUCAAACCAGGAGAUUCAGACGUACGCCAUUGCCCUGAUCAACGCCCUCUUCCUGAAGGCGCCUGAGGACAAGAGACAGGACAAGCUCCUUAACCCGCUAGACCUGCCUGUCACUGAAAUGGCUAAUGCGUUUGCCCAGAAGCACCUGAGGUCUAUAAUCCUGAAUCAUGUGAUCAGAGGAAACCGCCCAAUCAAAACCGAAAUGGCGCAUCAGCUGUACGUGCUGCGUAUGAUGACCAAGAUGGAUCCCAACGAUCAGGCACAGAGAGACGUCAUAUUCGAGCUGAGACGAAUCGCCUUUGAUGCUGAGUCUGAUGGCAACACUAUGCCGGGGAGCGGGACAGAGAAGCGCAAAGCCAUGUACACCAAGGACUACAAGAUGCUGGGAUUCACUAAUCACAUCAAUCCAGCCAUGGAUUUUACCCAGACUCCCCCUGGGAUGCUGGCUUUGGACAACAUGCUCUACUUGGCCAAAUUCCACCAGGACACCUAUGUCAGGAUUGUCCUAGAGAACAGCAGUCGGGAAGACAAGCAUGAGUGCCCGUUCGGACGCAGUGCCAUCGAGCUCACCAAGAUGCUGUGCGAAAUCCUGCAAGUCGGAGAGCUCCCCAACGAGGGCCGGAAUGACUACCACCCCAUGUUCUUCACCCAUGACCGAGCAUUCGAGGAGCUCUUUGCUAUCUGCAUCCAGCUGCUGAACAAGACCUGGAAGGAGAUGAGAGCAACGGCGGAGGAUUUCAACAAGGUGAUGCAGGUCGUACGUGAGCAGAUCACCCGAGCCCUGCCCUCCAAACCCAACUCACUAGACCAGUUCAAGAGCAAGCUGCGCAGCCUGAGCUACUCGGAGAUCUUGCGGCUGCGCCAGUCGGAGAGGAUGAGCCAAGAUGACUUCCAGUCACCGCCCAUUGUGGAGCUGAGAGAGAAAAUCCAGCCUGAGAUCCUGGAGCUGAUCAAACAGCAGCGUCUGAACCGGCUCUGCGAGGGAAGCAGCUUCCGGAAAAUUGGGAAUCGCAGGAGACAAGAGAGGUUCUGGUACUGUCGUCUGGCUCUCAACCACAAGGUCCUGCACUACGGAGACCUGGACGACAAUGCCCAGGGCGAAGUGACCUUCGAGUCUCUGCAGGAGAAGAUCCCUAUAGCAGACAUCAAGGCCAUAGUGACGGGGAAGGACUGCCCGCACAUGAAGGAGAAAAGUGCAUUGAAGCAGAACAAGGAAGUGUUGGAAUUGGCCUUCUCAAUACUGUAUGAUCCUGACGAGACGCUGAACUUCAUUGCACCUAAUAAGUAUGAGUACUGCAUCUGGAUCGAUGGGCUCAGCGCCCUGCUGGGGAAGGACAUGUCCAGUGAGCUAACCAAGAGCGACCUGGACACACUGCUGAGCAUGGAAAUGAAGCUGAGACUCUUGGACCUGGAAAAUAUCCAGAUCCCGGAGGCCCCGCCACCCAUCCCCAAGGAGCCCAGCAGCUACGACUUUGUCUAUCACUAUGGCUGACACAGGCUGCACUGGCCAAGGGGGGACAGCUGCUCCAGAAGAGCCUCGGAGCCCCGGGGAUUGUUUUGGGGGCUCCUUUGUACAGAACCAGCUCUGAACAUGGCACCGUGUCUCUCCAUGACCAGCCUUUCCAGUAGGCGUGCAGCUGCUUAUUUACACCCUGCCUUACGGGUGAGAGCCAGAAGGGGAGGCACCCCAUUCCCUCAGCAGCAACACUGCAUGGGCCUGGGGCAGGAAUUUGCCGAGCAAGAGGAGGAGCCCUGGCCCCUUGAGUCACAGAACUGUUUCUCCUACCAGAAAACUUAACACAACUACUGGGUGCCCGACAGCUGCUGCAGCAGAAAAUGUACAAAGAGGGAGUCACUACAGGAGUGACACUGGUAUCUGAGGAGCAGACGCCCAUGAACAGCCGGGGCAUCAGCAUCCCCAUUAACUGAUUACUGUAUGAUUCUGUAUGAAUGACCAUCAUAUCAAUAAUAACCCUUCCCACACC